Molecule: messenger RNA, 3571 nt
Organism: Tuber melanosporum (Perigord truffle)
Lineage: Eukaryota; Fungi; Ascomycota; Pezizomycetes; Pezizales; Tuberaceae
Exons: 3
Coding region: 951-2747 (598 amino acids)
Molecular function (GO): mRNA binding
Source: RefSeq, a predicted model, not a curated record
CACACCCACACUCACAUUACCUUCUUUCCAUCCACGCAUCCUUCCAUCUGCUGUGCUGAGAGCGAAGAGCAGCAGCAACUGGCAGAAGGAUUUGUGGGUUUAACUCAGACACCCAAGCCGCUACAACACCCCUCCCCCUCUCUCAUUCAUCCCUCCCCCCCCCCUAAUCGGUGGUCGCCCAGUCAUUAUCAUUGUCGUCGGAUAGCUGUCAGCCCCGCCAUCGCUUGCCUGCCUGCCUGUGUGUGCUUACCUGCCUGCCUCCUGCUUUGGUCUUGCUCUACUGCUGCUUCUCUGCCUUGUUGCUGCUGCUGGUUGCGUUACCCGUUCUCAAGCUACGGUACCUUAGGUUCGCGUAGGCCCGUUCUCACCUCAUCUCGACUCGCUUGAAUCCCUCAACUCGUUCCUUCAACCGUUUCGCUCGUUCACUCGCUCCCUUCACCGUUUGCCUUCCCUCCCUCCCUCCUUCACUCCUCCGUGUUUACAUUUUCUCGGUUUUUCGGCUUCCCGCUUCUCUGAGUUACCAUCUGCAUUUACUCCCCGCAUCACCCUAUAUCACUUCCUGCAGUCUCCCAUCGCGCCUGUCAACUCGUUCACUCAUCACUCGAUUAUCCCCAUCCACCUAUUUCUCUGCGCGACUCGUUUCGACGUUUUGGUUGAGAGGUCACUUUAUACUGAUCGCACUCAGUGUCGCUCUGCAUAGAUCGACAUCAGGGACCUGCGCGGCUCCUUGAACAAUAACCCCAUUCCCUGCCCUCAGAGCUACGCGCUCGCUUGUCUGGCACAGGGGAAAGAAAAAAGAACAUUGCCGACCGACCAUUAUUAGAGUUCAUCCCCCCCAUAAUUGCCCUCCUCUUAUAUAUCGUUCUCUCACCGCUCCUUCAUUAAUUUAAAUGUCUCCUACACCUUCACCGUUGCAAAGGACUAUGGAAAAUUUCAAUAAUCAGUCCACCAUGGCCGCCCUCUACGACAGCCGAACUCGCGAGAGCGAAGUCUCUCCCUGGCACCGCCCUGUGGCGGCGCCGCCUCCCCAGUCCGCUGUUUCCAACUCCACCUCGAACCAUGUGAGUUUUUCUCAUGAGUCUUUGAGUAUCCCUAGACACAUUUCAUCACCUUCUGAGGUUCCAAACGUCGAGAGUGUGGGAGUGACGAGGCCUCCCCCAGGCUUUGAGGACAAAGCCGCCAAAUAUUACAACAUCAAGAUUACGAACUUGCCUCGUGCCGUUUCUGAGCGUGAACUCAAUGCCAUGCUCUUGUUUGCUGGUGACCUUGCCGGCAUACGUGUGAAGCCACCUUCCCCUGGGGGUGUUGAAGGUGACUACAACACCACUGCGGUCGCCCAAUUCGGCUCCGAAAAAUCUGCGAAGGAGGCCCAGGAACGACUGGAUGGAAAACCCUUUUCCCCUGAAGAUCGCAAAAUGUCGGUUCAAUUAUUAGGGAGCUCGCAUGAAUCGUUAAUUCAAUCCGCCUCUAACUCGCCGUCCAAUUCGGAUGUGCUGAUACCCGGUACCGACUUUCCGCAGUACACUACGAACGGGACUCGCAACCGAGGAUCCCCACCAAAUGGACAGCUCUAUGGCGCUACAAAUGGUUCCAGCGGAAUUGGUGGGGUCAACAGUGUCAAUGGCACCAACGGGAUCAACGGAGCUAGCACCUUGAAUGGGAUCGCUACGACAAACGGGAUGGUUCCAACGGGCGAAUCAUCCUUCGACCCAAGGCCAUUUGACCUUCGGGAAUCUCCUAGCUUCUUCAACCCGUUGGGUUUCCAGCAACCUCCCCAAUCCGGACGCCAGCAGCAGGCCCAGCAACCACAGAGGUUGUUCAUGCCUGACGAGUAUGAUGGAGACGAUAGCGGCAUUUCGACAAGAGCUCGUGCCUUGACCAGUCCUGUUGUAGCUGCUGGAGCGAGGGGCCUUGGGGGCUUGCCACAACUCAUUACUGCAAAUAAUACUGUUAAUUGUUUUCAAAACAUGCCGCCUACUUCUACUCUCGUAUCUCCCGUUACUGUAGCUUCCCCUAACUUCGGCUGGGCUGGUCGCCAUCUCCCUCCUGCAAAUCCUGCAGACCAGAAUCCACCCUGCAAUACUCUGUAUGUUGGUAAUCUCCCAGCCAAUACUACUGAGGAUGAGUUGAAGAAUCUCUUUUGCCGUCAGCGUGGCUACAAGCGUCUUUGUUUUCGCGCGAAACAGAAUGGACCAAUGUGUUUUGUUGAAUUCGAAGACAUUGGGAUGGCAACCAAAGCCCUGACUGAGCUUUAUGGACGAAACCUAUCCACCAGUGUCAAAGGAGGAAUUAGACUCAGCUUUUCUAAAAAUCCUCUUGGUGUUCGUUCUCACCCUGUGAACGGACUAUCAACCCCGGUUACACCCACCAACUCUGGAAGCCAAUUCAGUUCACCGGCCAGUCCUUUCACGUUUUCGACGGCUUCUCACAAUCCGCCAGGUUUACCAGCGCCUCCUAACCGUCAAAUGGCAGCCCACCAUCAGAGUAAUCAUGAUCAGCCCAAUGGCACCGCGUACUCCCACCAUCAAAUAGGAUACGACCAAUCGAACGGAACUACUUAUUCUCAUCAGCAGAUUGGUCACGAUCAGCCCAACGGCAAUGGCUACCAUCAUCAAAUUGGCCAUGAACGAUCUAACGGUGUCACCCACCCGCUUCACUCGAACAGCCGUGAUGAGUCCAAUGGCGUCGUUGGACACUCACAUCAAUUCGGGGUAUCAGGCAUUCCUCCGCAUCUUAUAGGAAAAUAAGCAAGAUCAGAACAAAAAAAAAACCAACUAAAAAAAUAAAAAUUUGACCAUCUGUUAUAUGAUGAGAAAUGACAAACCGGCGCAUUGGGUUUUAAAAUUCGGUGUUUCUUUUUUAGCACAGGUCGAGGGAAUUUAUUGAUUUGAUUCUUAGCCAGUGCGAUUCUUCUUCGCGCGCGGGGUGCAUCAAAGAUUUGGGCAUACGAGGUGUUCUUGUUUCUUUUUUUCUUUUUCUUUCGCUUCUCCCCCCCCCCAUGUUCCCCCCCACUCUGGUCCGGACUCGUUUUUGAAAUCAUUGACUUUUUCAUAUUUUUCCAUCGUACCUUUUCGGCUCGGUUUCCCAUGGUUCGGCUUCCCAUUUUUUUGUAUCAGCGUGCCGCUUCAUAAUAUAGCGGAAUGUUUUGUGUUUUUUUCCAUGUCUUUUUUUUCUUUUUUUCGUUUCAUAUUGCCCAACUCAGUCUCUUUUUUCAUUCUUUUUCAUCAUGUCCAUGGCUAUUAUGGGAUGUCCUUGAGUUUAAGCUAGCUGGUGUUUCUCUUCUUUCCUUUUGCUUUCUUCUUUUUUCCAUCCAAUCGUAUUUUCCCCAUUACCAACUACCAAACCUGAUUUUUAUCAACCUUCAUUCCAUUUCUUUUUUUCAUACCUGGACCAAUAUUCUUUUCUCUCAUCCUGGAUUGUAUCGGAUGGGAAGGGAUUAUAUGUUGAACUGUUUUUCUUCAAUUUUUCUUAUCACUUAACUUGCUUACAGUCACUUACCCAGCAAAGGUCUUCGUGGAGCGGAGCUUCCCUUGGACGGAGAUUACUGUUGCGAAGACUUUUGCCGAGUGGC